This is a messenger RNA of Lepus europaeus (European hare), 345 nucleotides long. RefSeq names its product C-X-C motif chemokine ligand 13 (gene CXCL13). Gene Ontology annotation, cellular component: extracellular region. Gene Ontology annotation, molecular function: CXCR chemokine receptor binding; chemokine activity. The transcript has 4 exons. Gene Ontology annotation, biological process: neutrophil chemotaxis; inflammatory response; chemokine-mediated signaling pathway. The coding region runs from base 1 to 318 and encodes 105 amino acids. Lineage: Eukaryota; Metazoa; Chordata; Mammalia; Lagomorpha; Leporidae. The record is from RefSeq and is a predicted model, not a curated record.
AUGAGGCUCACCUCGGCAUCUCUGCUGUUCACCCUGCUGGUCAGCAGCCUCUCUCCAGCCCACGGUGUCCUGGAGGCCUACAACACAGACUUGAAGUGUGAGUGUGUUCAAGAGACCGCGAACUUCAUCCCCAUACGCUUAAUCGAUCGGCUCCAAAUUGUGCCCCCUGGCAAUGGCUGCCCAAAGAGAGAAGUCAUAGUGUGGCUGAAGACUAAGAUAGCUGUAUGUGUGAAACCUCAUGCCAAAUGGCUCCAAAAACUCAUACAGAUGCUGCAGAAAAAAACUAUGCUUUCAACUCCACCAGCUCCAGUGAUUUAGAGAAUGACCACCUGAGACAGUGUCCCC